UUUUGGAUGAACCAAUGAAUUAAAUAGGUUUGAUCAUGUCAUUAGGCAGUGUUAAACUAUAUUAUAUAAUUAAACAAUUCAUUAAAAAGUUGUUCAUUUCAUUUCCAAACUCCAAUCCGAUAAUCCAAUGGCAGUGAAAGUCAUUCAAGUUUGCAGGGUAGCUCCACAACCUGGCUCGUCGGCGGCCUCGGCCAUCCCAACUCAAGGAGGGAAACAAACUUACGAUGGAGAUACCGCUGUGUCAGAAGCAAUAUUCCAAGUCAAUCACGCACUGCCGGCUCAAGAUUACUCGUCUCUUCCUCUAACCUUCAUUGACCUCCUAUGGCUAAGGUAUCCACCCUUCCAUCGCCUUUUCUUCUAUAACAUAUUGCCUUUCUCUUCCCCUGCAGAUACCCUACUCUUUUUUCAUUCAAUAAUUAUUCCAAAACUCAAAACCUCUCUCUCUCUCACCCUCCAACAUUUUCUGCCUCUAGCCGGAAACAUCACUUGGCCCGAAAACUCCCCCAAACCCACCCUCAAUUAUGUCAAGGGCGACACCGUUUCCCUCACAGUAGCCGAAUCUGAUGCCGAUUUCCACCAUCUCUCAAGCAAUGACUUUAACAUUGAUGCCAAAGAAUACCACCCUCUUGUACCCCAACUGGAGAACUCUCACGAAAAAGCCGCCGUGAUGGCGUUCCAAAUCACCGUAUUUCCCAACAGCGGCGGCUUUUCCAUUGGAAUAUCCAUGCACCAUGCAGUUGUUGACGGCAAGACUCUCUUCAUGUUUCUGAAAUCAUGGACCCACAUAUGCAGACAUGUUCAUCAAUCUGAUGACGUUGUUUUGCCUGAUCAGCUCAAACCAUUUUACGACAGAAGGGGUAUGAAAGACCCCAUCUUUCUCCAACUGGAAGAGAUUUACUUGAACCAGUUUCUGAACAUGGACAGACAACAAAAUAAUCGAAGCUUGAUGGUUGCAGCCCGCUAUAAAUCUCUAGUGAUAUCAAAUUCAACUCGAGGCAACUUCGAAUUCACGAGCGCAAAGAUACAAGCUUUACGGAAAUGGAUCAUGGCCAGGAAACAACAGGAAGGACAUGAUCGAUCUGUUCAUUUGUCAACAUUUUCUCUAACGUGCGCCUACUCAUGGAUUUGCUUGCUAAAAGCAGAGCAAGAAGAGCAAGAUGAAGUAAAAGGGGACAAAAUAAUACCUAUGGUAAUUAACGUGGACUGCCGGUCGCGCUUAACCCCUCCUUUGCCUGCAAACUAUUUUGGAAACUGCGUAACGGCCCGUCUAGCACUUGCAGAAAGAAAAGGACUUCUGGGAGAAGACGGGUUGAUUGUAGCGGUAAAUGCGAUUAGUGAAGCCAUUAAGGGUUUGGAUGACGGGAGUUUGAUGAAUGGCGCGGAGAAUCUCGUUUCCAGUUUGUACCCUUCUGAUGAACAGACUAGUAGUGGUGCUGGUCAUCGGAGAUUUUUUACAACCGCUGGAUCGCAUCGGUUUGACAUGUAUGAUACUGAUUUUGGAUGGGGAAGGCCAAGGAGCACCGAAGUGGUUCGGAUGCAUACAGUCGGGACGAUCACUUUUGCAGAUGGUAAGAACGGCGGCGGAGCUGUUGACAUCGGGUUGGUUUUGAAAAAACAUCAUAUGGAGGCUUUUGCUUCUCUAUUUGCAAAAGGAAGCUCUAUGUUUCUCGGACGAAUUGGUAUAAAUAAUGUUGCAAGAAAAAACUUCGGAAGACUUGGCACAAAACCAAGAACAAUGGUCUUUACUUCCUUUAGUACUAGCACGAGGCGCGAGUGAAAUUUAGUCCCUCUUAGUCACAUUUAUUCUUAGUCCAGCCAGUACCAAAUAUGGAUAGUCUCAGACAGUCCCUUUUUAACAGCUUGCAUUGCGCUUUGCAUGCAUGUUUGAUUCUUGUGACUAUGAUCUAGGGAAAAUUUGCAAUGUCUCUCAAACUUAGGAGUCGAUUCGGAUUUUUCUCUUUGAACAUUUAAUUUGGUAUAUAUUUUUUCUUUUGGCAAAAAAUUUGGUAUAUAUUGAACUUGGGUAAUACUAGAGAGACUAA
Messenger RNA from Malus domestica (apple), 2042 nucleotides. Its product is annotated as phenolic glucoside malonyltransferase 2-like. NCBI's taxonomy places the organism in Eukaryota, Viridiplantae, Streptophyta, Magnoliopsida, Rosales, Rosaceae. The record is from RefSeq and is a predicted model, not a curated record.